AUUCAAUUAAUCACAAAGCGAUUCCCGUUCACAAAGGCAGCACUCAUCCGCUCCAGGCAGCCGUCCCAAGGAUUAUAACCCUCAAAAGCUCAAAAGUCGAGAUCCCCAGUGCUAACCAAAAUGUCCGCGAAAUUCGUAUGUGUUGUGCUGCUGGCCAGCCUUGUGUGCGGCUCCAUGGCCCUUCCCUCGCAGGACAACGGCGAGCGGGACCUGGUCAACAUGCUGAACCGCUUGGACGGCGAGGAGUCCGUCGCGCUCUUCGGCGGCCUGCGGAUCGACCGAGCGGAGACGGGUCGCAGCUUCGGGGCCGCCAAGGCCGUCGAGUCCUUCGAGGACCGCGCCGAGCGCUACCUGGAGACCCACGAGCUGAACCUCUCCUUCUCCGGCGAUGAGCAGGAGGAGAAUGCCGAGAACGAGUACACCGGACGCGCCAUGGAAGAGUCCCGCAGCAAGCGCAUGAAGAAGAUGCUGCUGCCCCUUCUCUUGGCCCUGAAGCUGAAGAAGGCCGUCGUUGUCAAGAUUAUGUUCACCAUCAUCAAGUUCAUCUCGCUGAAGGCUCUGGCCAUCUCCUUCCUGGCCCUCAUUCUGGCUGGUGCCACCUUCUUCAAGGAUCUGCUGGCCAAGAAGAAGGAACACAUCACCACCGCCUACAUCACCGGCAGCCCCCUGAACGCCGACAUCGUGCACUCCGACUGGAGCCGCAAUGGUCAGGCUGGAGCCGCCGAUCUGGCCUACAACCACUAUGGCCUGGCCCAGCCCUUCUAAGCCAGAAACCACCGACCGACCCAUCCAUACCACGCUACAACUAGCCUGAAUCUUUCACCUGCUAUAUCUUACCCUACCAAAGCUUCACCUUUCUUCAAUUCCCCUUCACUGCACCCUCAUUUCUUCAACCUAUCCCUCUUAGACUUCCCUGAAGAAUGGCCUAAUUCGUAGUCAAUAAUUAUUUAGUUACAUUUAGUUAGUUAGCUGCGUCAUACCAAAAAAGAAAAUCACAAAAAAAGAGAACAACUGAAACAGUCCCUCGACUUUUGGCUAGCUCAAGGACAAUGCUUACGGAUACUAAAGUCGAUCAUGAUUGCGCCAUAUUUAUUGCACAUUCCCACAAUCCACAUGUCUCUUGGCGGUUGUAAAUGUCACUCAGGUUCAUCGAAAACAACGAAUGUUAUGCCUGCCUAAGAGCUUACUUAAUAAGUAUUUAUUCAGAUAACUUAAAGCAAUUGAAUAAAAAUGAUUCAUCAAAUGCAAAA
Messenger RNA from Drosophila takahashii, 1250 nucleotides. RefSeq names its product DUF1676 domain-containing protein Osi15 (gene Osi15). Lineage: Eukaryota; Metazoa; Arthropoda; Insecta; Diptera; Drosophilidae. Gene Ontology annotation, cellular component: membrane. The record is from RefSeq and is a predicted model, not a curated record.